AUGUGUGAUGUAAUCAAGGGCCGGUUUAUCGAGCAGCGGAUGCUCAGAGGGGAUUUGCGCCAAAACAAUUCCGUCUGUCUCAUUCAAAGAGCAUCAUCGUCUCCAUCCACAACGGCUGCCCCCCCUCUGCUGAAAUAUCGGUUGAGAGUGAACCCCUUGUGCGUGUGCGUGCGUGCGUGCGUGCGCGCCCCUCCUACCUUCGCUCCGCUCCGUGAAAGCCGCACUUCAUCAUCAGGCGUUGAAGCUUUCAGGAUCCGCUGCUCGGCCGGGCAAGAGAGAGACGCACCGGGAGCCUUGACGCGCAAACUCACCGUCAAGAAGAAAAUGACCAUCGAGAGGAUAUUUGACGAGCUUGGACAUUUUAAAAGAUUUCAGGCAUGUCUGUACUUUGCAGCAGUCUUCCAGGCCGUGUCCUGUGGGAUCCACUACCUGGCCUCUGUCUUCUUAGUGGAGACGCCAAACUUUGUGUGCAGCGUCCCCGGCAACAUCACCGAUGUCCUCUACGGUAACCUGACGGGGUCCUCUCUGGAGGACUUCCUGCCGGUCUUCAAGCCGGGGAAUGGGCCCCUCGUGGUCAGGACGGCUGAAGGAGAACAGUGGGAGCUCAGCCGGUGCCGGUGCGCCCUGCGCAUCGACCCAACGGGCUUCACAUACGACUUUGAUGGCAACAAGACAGUGAGAGCCUGCGAUGAGACCUUUGUUUACGACCAUACUGAAGUGCAGCAGAGCAUAGUGACGGACUGGAACUUGGUGUGUGGGAGAGAGUGGCUGGCCAAGCUGUGCCAGCCCACCUUCAUGCUGGGGGUGCUGAUCGGAGCGCUGGUGUUUGGAGACCUUGCUGACAGAGUCGGCCGUGUGAGGAUCCUGAUGUUCACCAGCCUCUGUCAGUUCGGGCUCGGGGUAUCCGUAGCGUUCUCUGGAAACUACAAUUUGUUUAUGGUGCUCCGCUUCCUCCUUGCCAUGGUGUCCAGUGGCUACCUCGUGGUGGUGUUUGUCUAUGUGACAGAGUUCACCGGCAUCAAAGUGCGCACAUGGACCUCUAUGCACGUGCACGCUGCCUUUGCUGUCGGCAUCAUGAUAGUGGCCCUGACCGGUUACCUGGUGCGGGUCUGGUGGAUCUACCAGAUCGUCCUCUCCUUAUGCACCUCGCCAUUCCUGCUCUUCUGCUGGAAGUUCCCCGAGACCCCCUUUUACUUGAUGGCCAAGGGCCGGUACAGGGAAGCCCAGGCCUUGCUGGAAGCGAUAGCCCGCUGCAACGGCCUCGAUUACAGGCUGAAGGUGGAGGAGCUCCUGGAGCCAGAGGAGAGAGAGAACGGCAAAGCUCUCCUGAAGGAGGCAGAGGAGCGACCGCCGCAGCCCGAAAAGAAGCUGUCCAUCCUGGAUCUGUUCGGCAGCUGGAGGAUGGUGGGCCGAACGUGCACAGUGUGGGCCAUCUGGUUCAUCGGCAGCCUGGGCUACUACGUCUUCUCUUUAGGCUCAGUCAACCUGGGAGGAAACCAGUACGUCAACCUCUUCCUCGCUGGCGCAGUGGAGCUCCCCUCUUAUCUGGUUGGCUGUUUCGCAAUGGACUGGAUUGGCCGGAAGAAGACUUGCGCCCCAGCCCUGCUCCUCGCCGGCGUCGCUUGUUUGCUCAUCAUCGUGGUACCUGCUGACAUUGAUGCACUGGCCAUUGCUCUCUGUAUGACAGGGAAGUUUGCCAUCGCCAUUGCCUUUGGUCUCAUCUACCUGUACACCUGUGAGCUUUACCCAACCAUCAUCAGGUCUCUGGCAGUGGGCAGUGGCAGUAUGAUGUGCCGUGUCGGCAGUGUGGUGGCUCCCUUCUGCGUGUACCUGGCUGAGUUCUGGGUCUACCUACCACAGCUCAUCGUUGGAAUCCUGGCAUUCAUUAUCGGAGUGCUGACGUUGUUGUUGCCUGAGACCCUGGGCAGACCUCUAACAACCACCUUGGAAGAGGCUGAAGCUCUAGGACGCGAGCCCAGCAAGAAGAACUCCGCCCUGGGCAAUAAAGAUGCUGAAGACCGCUUGGAGAUGAACCAACAUGAAGCCAAGGCCUGAGCUGCACACUGCUGGAAAACCGGAGAGAAAAGAUUCACAGAGAGGAGCUGUGGAAAGAAAAAUGAAGGAAAAGGGUGGAGGUGACAGCUGCCAAAAAACCGAAACAGUAAUAUCAUUGAUUUAUUGGAUUGUUGGAAGAAAAUGAAAAAGAAAAACAGCAAGCUUUAUUCAGAACUUGUUGGAAUGACGUGUUUGUUGACAUUUUGUUUGGCAAAGUGACCAACAGCUCAGUACUUUGAGGGUCCUGUGAUGUUACACAAGCCCUCCUGCACACACACACCUCUCAGUGAUCAGUCACAGAUACAGUGCAAACACAGCAAUCAAUGAAUUCAGUGAAGGAGAAAAUCGUUGUGUGUAUAUAUAUAUAUUGUGUGUGUGUCCAAGACAAAGGAAACAUGAAGUAUACUGAAGGAUCAUUUCAGUUUGUGACGUCGGUCGUAUUUUUUUGAAGUUUUGCCUAUUAUUUCUACUAGUGAUGAUAACUUUGUGCUCACUGAAGUAAUUUCUAAGACCAGUGAACCUGCUAGCUGGACUGCUAGCCAAAACUGCAAAAAUAACACCCAAGUUGGGAUAAACUGCAAUUAUCCAAUUAUCUGGAGUGUGAGUAUGUAACAGUCAACCUAUGCACUGCGAUGCAGUGACCUUUCAGAAACAGUAAUCAUCGGUGCUGAUUCCAGCUACGGCUCCCUUUCUGCAACACGCAGGGUUAAAGUGUGCAGAUGCAGUGCUAUUUCAAAAAAACACAAUAUUGUACAUCUCAUUAUCUUGAUGUAGACAGCAGGAUGUUUUAUCCCAAUGACAAAGAAGUGCCUUAUUUUGAAAGUCCCCUUUUUGUUAUUUUCAAGGCCUUUUUUCAAUCUCAGGGCACCCGCCUUUGGCUAUCACUGUGAAAUGAUCCUGAUCACACUUUUUAUCUUUACACUCAGUUCGACAGUGGCCUUCUUGUUUAGGAUGGCAUUGCGUAGCUUAAAUGUUAUUAUCUAAUGUGUGUUUGGGGGUGGGUGUCAUGUUUUCGACAUGCUUACUUUGUGUGUGCAAUCGAGAUUCUGGACGCGCUGAAGGAAAUGUAUGUACAGGAGUACAACAUUAUAUAAGCUGAAGAGUCAGGAUGUGAUCUCCAGAUGUUUUGGACCAAAAGCAGGAAUGAAGCACAACAGUGUCUUCGCCUGCUUUGUAAUGCUGAAGUAUACUACUAGCUUGAUUUUGUUUCGUAUCAAACUGUAGCGUGGUGCUUAAAUCUGAAGGAGAAGCGAAAAAUCAUGACAAUUAACAGUGUGAUGAAAAUACUCAGGUUCAGUACUUGAUUCUAAUCAGUUUUAACAACAAGCCUUCUUGGUAUUGUUUUUGUUUAAUUGUAGAAAACUAAUUUUAUUGGGGUUGUUGGCAUCUUCAUAUCUACGAUGC
Molecule: messenger RNA, 3459 nt
Organism: Chelmon rostratus (copperband butterflyfish)
Lineage: Eukaryota; Metazoa; Chordata; Actinopteri; Chaetodontiformes; Chaetodontidae
Gene: slc22a16
Product: solute carrier family 22 member 16
Exons: 9
Coding region: 1-2055 (684 amino acids)
Biological process (GO): transmembrane transport
Cellular component (GO): membrane
Source: RefSeq, a predicted model, not a curated record